AUGGGUGGGCAAAGCAUAGCACACGCUCUUCUGAUCCCCCUUCCUUACCAAGGCCACAUCAAUCCCAUGAUGCAGCUCGCCUGGAAGCUUGUCUCCGAUGGUUUCCUCAUUACCUUCCUCAACACCGAUUUCAAUCACAACCGAAUAAUGCAAGCAAAGACUAAAACCCAUAUCCAUAAUGACUGCGACAGAAUCCGAAUGAUAUCCAUUCCUGAUGGAUUGCCGCCGGAUGACAAGCGCACCAACGUUCCAAAUCUAUUGCAGGCAUUAGAAAACAGCAUGGCACCAUCCGUCAUUGAGUGGAUUAUUGAGGAUAUAAACAAGAGGGAAGUAGAACACAAGAUCACCGGUAUAAUAGCAGAUGUGUGGACAUGUUCCGGGUUGAAGGCGGUGGCCGAUCUCUAUCAGAUUCCUCUCUUUGCUUUCCAUACAUCGCUCGUCGCCAACUGUGCCAUCCGCUACUUCGGUCCCAGGCUUGUCUCUCUUGGCAUCCUUGGUCCAGAUGGAGCUCCCAGAAACGCGCAGAAACUAGAGUACAUACCCUCCAUGCCGCCGCUGCGUUCUGGAGAUCUUCCAUGGUUGUACAGCGGGGAGUACAUGUUUAAGAGAAGCAUCCGCAUGGGAGAAGAUAUAAAGCAGGUCAAGUGGAUCCUCAGCAAUUCCUUUUAUGAGCUUGAGGCUGGAGUGGUAGAAGAGUUAUCCAGGGAAGUGAGGGUGUUCCCAAUCGGUCCUUUGAUUCCAGACGAAUUUCUGGAGGACGAUAAGAGGAGGACAAGCAGGGUCCUCCCAAGCUUCUGGGCAGACGAUGUGGAGUGUCUAGAGUGGUUAGACAAACAGCCUACCCAAUCUGUGAUCUACGUAUCAUUUGGUAGCCUGGCAGUGUGGAACGAAAGGCAGGUGGAGGAGUUCGCUGCGGGGCUGGAGGCUACUCAAAGACCAUUUCUCUGGGUUGUUCGCUCAGAUCUAAUGGAGGGUAGCAAACCCAUUUUUGAGCCACGAUUUCUUGAACGCGUGAGAGACAGGAGCUGCAUAGUUUCUUGGGCGCCACAGUUAGAGGUGUUAUCUCAUCCUUCCAUAGCUUGCUUUGUGACCCACUGUGGAUGGAACUCUGUACAGGAGAGCAUCACCAUGGGCGUGCCCAUGCUCUGCUCGCCUUAUUUCACAGAUCAGUUUGUUAACCGCACAUAUAUUGUGGAUGUCUGGAAGAUCGGACUGCCUUUGGAAACGAAUAAGGAUGGAGUAAUAGAGAAGGGGGAGAUUACUAAAGCCGUUGACAGAAUGCUUGUCAGAGAAGACGGCGCAGAGAUAAGGAAGCAAGUCACCAAAUUAAUGAGAAACAGUAGAGAUAAGGUGAAGGAAGGAGGGUCCUCGUUCAACAACUACAGUAUACUUCUUCACCAGAUGAAGAAGCAUCUGGCUGACUGACAAAUCUUCAGAGAUCAUUUUGAUUCGUUCGAGUUUGGGGCUUGGAGCAAGCUGGACAGUUGAAGUAACCAUUGUUUCGGCCUAAAUGUUUCAAAUCUGAUGAUAAGAUUCAGUGAUGGGUGUUGGGUGUUUAUA
Messenger RNA from Cryptomeria japonica (Japanese cedar), 1560 nucleotides. RefSeq names its product UDP-glycosyltransferase 83A1-like. The transcript has 2 exons. The record is from RefSeq and is a predicted model, not a curated record. Bases 1 to 1425 code for a protein of 474 amino acids. Gene Ontology annotation, molecular function: UDP-glycosyltransferase activity. NCBI's taxonomy places the organism in Eukaryota, Viridiplantae, Streptophyta, Pinopsida, Cupressales, Cupressaceae.